CAGAAAGGUGAAUGGCAGCACUGUCAGCUGUUGCCUUAACGCAGACAACUGGCAGCUCUGUGCAGGAACAGGGCUGGCUCAACGCCGGCAUACAAGACAUUAUUGGGGAAAUAAUAAAAAUUAAUAAAUAUGUUGUACAAAUGUCUUCUAUUGCUGCUCGCAAUUAUUCAAAUCAGCGGCGCUGAACAUGAGACCUCAGUACUGCCAGAGGCCUAUGUAGACGCCGCUCAACGCUCGACACAUACGAACAACUGGGCUGUAUUGGUGGAUGCAUCGCGUUUCUGGUUCAAUUAUCGUCAUGUGGCCAACGUGCUGUCCAUUUAUCGUUCUGUCAAGCGUCUCGGCAUACCCGACUCGCAGAUCAUUUUGAUGAUUGCCGACGAUAUGGCCUGCAAUGCGCGUAAUCCACGACCGGGCCAGGUGUACAACAAUGCCAAUCAGCACAUUAAUGUGUAUGGCGAUGAUGUGGAGGUGGAUUAUCGCGGCUAUGAGGUAACUGUCGAGAACUUUGUCCGUCUGCUAACGGGCCGCACACAAAACGGUACUGCACGCUCCAAAAAAUUGCUCUCGGAUGCGGGCAGCAAUGUGCUUAUCUAUUUGACUGGACAUGGCGGCGAUGGCUUCCUGAAAUUCCAGGAUUCCGAGGAGAUAACCAGCCAGGAACUGGCCGAUGGCAUACAGCAAAUGUGGGAAAAGAAACGCUACAACGAGCUCUUCUUUAUGGUCGACACUUGCCAGGCGGCGUCGCUGUACGAGAAGUUUACAUCGCCCAACGUUCUGGCCGUAGCCAGCAGCCUGGUCGGCGAGGAUUCGCUAUCGCAUCAUGUGGACCCCUCGAUUGGCGUUUACAUGAUCGAUCGCUAUACCUACUAUGCACUGGAGUUUCUGGAAAAGGUGCAGCCAUUCAGCAAGCGCACGAUUGGCGAAUUUCUGCAAGUGUGCCCCAAGCGCGUCUGCAUCUCGACUGUCGGCGUUCGCAAGGAUUUGUAUAGACGCGAUCCGCACAAGGUGCCCAUCACAGAUUUCUUUGGCGCCAUACGGCCGACACGUGUGUCCACAGAUCGCAUCAAUGUGACGCUGGCCAACGAGGAGGACUUUGUCAAUGAGGUGGCCCAUGUACAACCAAAGAAGCAGUUCAAGAUCAUAAUAGAACCGCAAUUCACAGCAAAAAUCUUGAAAUAAGCAAUGAGACCUAGACUUAGACGUGUUUGAUGAAAAAAUAAAUGA
This is a messenger RNA of Drosophila hydei, 1227 nucleotides long. It is a transcript of the gene PIG-K, whose product is annotated as putative GPI-anchor transamidase. NCBI's taxonomy places the organism in Eukaryota, Metazoa, Arthropoda, Insecta, Diptera, Drosophilidae. The transcript is spliced from 6 exons. Gene Ontology annotation, molecular function: GPI-anchor transamidase activity. Gene Ontology annotation, biological process: attachment of GPI anchor to protein; protein localization to cell surface; proteolysis. The record is from RefSeq and is a predicted model, not a curated record. Gene Ontology annotation, cellular component: GPI-anchor transamidase complex. Bases 130 to 1182 code for a protein of 350 amino acids.